Rotaria sp. Silwood2 is the source of this 1341-nucleotide messenger RNA. The record is from the annotation of a GenBank genome assembly. NCBI's taxonomy places the organism in Eukaryota, Metazoa, Rotifera, Eurotatoria, Philodinida, Philodinidae.
AUGGCUAAAGCAUUAAAACAAUACAAACAUAAAACAAAUAAAUCAUAUCCUUUUAAUCAGUUGGAUCGAGUCAAACGUGAACAGGCACAAAAGAUGACUUUCAUUCCUGGAGAAGCAUCAGAUUUCUAUCGCUACUGUCAACGUGGCGCUACCAAUUUCAUGCGUAGAAUACUAGAAGAUGCUGCUUCGGGUGAUGGACCAACAAUCGAUGAAUUAAAUGCUUUGCAGCCGAAUGGUAGUACAGCACUCCAUGCAGCCACAUACUACGGAUAUAAGGACAUCGUUGAACUCCUUUUGCAUUACGGCUGUAAUCGGAUUACGUUGAACCGAUAUGGAAAACGGGCCUAUGAGGAAGCACAGACACCGGAAAUGAAAAAAUUAUUCGAUCGACCUAACUCAACCAAUCGUUUCCAUGAAUUGGAUCCAGUUCAUAUGAUGGCUCUUUACAUAGCUGAAGAAUCAACAACAAAUCUAAACUCUAAUGCCACAUUCAAUUACGUUCAUUUCUUCAAAUCAGAAGAUGAAAUUCUCGAACAUUCACUAAACCAAGAAGCAACCGCCCUUUGGCUCAAAAUUUACAAUUGGUUUACGCACUCAUUUCGUUCAUUUCUUCAGACUGAUAAUUUCAGUGUGGACACUUUUGAUCUACAAAGUCAUGGUGAUUUCAAGCAAUUUGUUCAGAAUCUUCCUGAUCCUCAGAUGCGUCAAAGUAGUAUGAAAUUCAUCCAGGAAGCUAAUCGAAGAAAUUCAAUUGAACCUCUCAUCACGCUUUAUUCUAGUGAAGAAGCCGGAUUAUAUCGGCCACUCAAUCAACAAUUAGCUUGUUCACCAAGCGAAGCUCAAACCAGUCCACAUCUGUGCGAUCGAUUUGUCAUGGAAUUUUAUCUCAAGCGAAAAGAACUCAAACAACGAGCCUUCACUGGUACCGUUUAUCGUGGUGCUACACUCUCUGUUGACGAUGUCGCUGUUUAUGAAUUAGCUCUACUGAAUGAUUCUAUGGCGGUGCUUGGUCUCAAAGCGUUCACAUCGACAUCAAUCGAUGCACUCAUUGCUCUUGGUUUCGCUAUGAAAACUCCAAUUGUUGAAGGACAAAAACAUGUGCUCUUCGUUUUUGAGAUCGAUAAAGUCUCAUCAACAAUCUUUGCCAUCGAAGAUAUUUCCAUUUAUGGACAAGAGCGAGAAGUACUUAUUUUGCCUGGAACACUCUUCAUAGUUACUGACGUUCAGGAAAAUAUUGAUCUCCAAGUUAUACAAAUUGUUUUACGUCAUUGGAAAGUCUCUUUUUCCUUCAUGACGAAAUUGAAACAAACACUUCGAUCGGGUAAAAAGAGUGUCAUCUAA